AUGAAAUCUAAACCACAAACCACAAAAGGAAGAUUAAUUGCUCCAGAUGUAAUCCAUCUCUCUGACUUUAGAGAUCCAAUCAGUCUUUAAGUUGGCGGUGAUAAAGAGAAAAUUAAUCCUGAAUAAGCUGAAAAGAUUGAUUUAAAUUAAAAAUAGAUAAACAAAGAAUCCAAAGCAGCUAAUGAGAUUGAAGAUUAAGAAAAUAAGCCUUUCUUGAAAAAAAUGUUUAAUUACUUCAGAAGAUCAGCAACUGGCUAAGACGACACGUACCCGAGAAAUCAAGAAUACGGGAAACAUAUUGACAUUAAGUACACUGGAUAAAUGCCAGGAGAGUAAAUUUGGGAAGAGAGUAAGCAAUUGUCAAAUUAAUCCUUAAUUGAUGAGAGUCACCAGUUCCAUGCUCAGAAAACUCAUAGCUAUGACCGUAUUUAGCUUACAAGCGAACCGACUGCUAACCCUGGCCCUUUAAUGGAAUAGUAAGAAAGAAUAUAUGACGAAGGAAAGGUAGAAUGA
This is a messenger RNA of Stylonychia lemnae, 513 nucleotides long. Lineage: Eukaryota; Ciliophora; Spirotrichea; Sporadotrichida; Oxytrichidae. The record is from the annotation of a GenBank genome assembly.